Molecule: messenger RNA, 1403 nt
Organism: Dicrocoelium dendriticum
Lineage: Eukaryota; Metazoa; Platyhelminthes; Trematoda; Plagiorchiida; Dicrocoeliidae
Source: the annotation of a GenBank genome assembly
CGUCGAUAUUUGUCGAACAACUCGGCAUUCGUUUCACGCGAGCUGGGUCAGCUGAGAUACCCACCAAGAGUUUUUACGCGAGGCAUGCACUCCUGUAAACUGGGAACAUUUAACGACCCCGUAAUAUCAUGAAUAAGGAACUGCCCACAUUUUCAAUCAUAUUCACUGAAAAUUCUUCGGGUGAUUGACUGCGAUAAAUAAUGGAAAUCCCCAAAAUAGGGUUUACCGUGGAGGCUGGUGCGCAGGAAUAUCCCUCGGAAGGUCCAGAAGACCCGCAUUUGCUACGAAAGCCGCUAUCAUAUUGUGACAGUCCAUGUGGGGAAACUCGCCGCGAGGAGGCACCGGAAGAUCGCGAAAGCAAUCCAAUGCGAAUAAGCUCAAAAGGUUUAGUCGGGCCAUAUGUGUCAGAGGACAACGAUCGUUGGGAAGUGCCGUACCCCGAGUCACUUGCCUCUUCCCUUAUUUAUGGUGACACCAUUGAAAAUAAUUUGAUAGAAAUGAGCCCACAUCUGUCAGAAGACUCCGUCAUGGUUCCGAUCAACGGUUGCCGUACCAACCGGUGGAGGUUGAAGGGUAUGCAUGACGGAAGUCAGAUAAUCCCGAAAUCACAGCGUUCAUCUACCAAUCUGAAAGAAGAUGAUACCAUAUUGCUUACUUCUUCGGCUUCGUUGCUCACGGAUGAUGGUGAGAGACUACAUGAGCCAGUGAAAGCCCGUGUGCAAUAUCAUCGUCGUAAGCGAUUAGAAUGGAGACUACAAAACAGUCAGCCAUUGUCACCGGACAGUAAACUCCGUGACUCCGUCAAUAGUUGGACGGUGUAUGACGAUUUGUUAGAAGAGCUUGAAGACAGUCUGGAGACAGCAGCACGUUGGCGAGAGCAAUCUGGACAGGUGGAUGCAAGUGACUCAGUCAACGGACUAGGGUUCUCCCAUCCAAAUGAAUUGUAUCAGAUUAUCGAGAGUUAUUUGCAACAGAAACUUCGUGAUUUCGAGUAUCAAUCGCAACUCUGUCAGCAGAACAACCCAACGAUUCCAGUCAAAGCGUACAGCGAGAUAGCCACAAUGACAGAGGUUGAGGGUAAAGAGGAGGAGGAUGAAUCUGCUUACGCAAUGAGGGCACAUUGUCUCCCUACCUGUCAGUGUGUGCCCAAAAGAAGCAAAACGAAACGAUAGUCUCCCCAGUUAUAAACUUCUGCUGCCUGAGCAUUUGAACUACUGUCUCACCAUAUGUUAGUUUCAUUCGGGUUUCAACUUUAAGUUGCAUUACGCGUGAAGUUGUUGCUUUAUUUCCCGAGUUUAUCUCAACUGCAUUAUUCUUAUUUGGAAUUAUUUAUCCACACUGCUUGAUACAUACAGUCUGCGUUACAGCUUUCCCUUAACAAUGUUCCAGUUCGUAACCUGUCG